AUCACUCACUCUGACAAGCUUGAAAUGAACACCAAAUUUUCAAUUCUCUUUUCGCUUUUGGCGGUUUCAGCACUUGCGGUGGCUGCUGAGGAGAAUGUGUUCCUCCGCGCUCGUCGCCAAUCUUCAUGUGGAUGCGCCAUUCCAGCUGCUCCACAAUGCAACUGCCAACCAGCUCAAACCAACACCGCCCAACAAUCUUGCUCCUGCGCUCAAGCUCAACAGCCAUCAAGCUGCGGAUGCGCUCAACAGUAUCAGCAACAACAGUGUGCACCAACUUGUCAGAGCUCCUGUGAACAGAGCUGUGUUGCCCAGCAACAGCCAAUCGCCCAGUGCCAAUCAUCUUGCUCUUCCACUUGCCAGUCCGCAUGCGCUCAGCCAGUUCAGCUUCAGCAGCCAGCUCAGCAACAGUGCCAACAAGAUUGUCAAGCUGCUUGCCCACAACAACAACAACCACAGCAACAGUGCCAGCAGCAAUGCCAGACGACAUGUCAAUCCGAUGAUCAGUACUCUCAACAAUUGAUCCAACAGCAAACCUACGCUCAGCCAGGACAAAUCCCAGCCUACACCGGAAGAUCCGAGUACAAUACUGCCCCACCACAACAGCAACAAGCCAGUCAAUGCAAUACCUGCCAAAACUCGUGCCUUAACACAUGCCAGCAGCAACAGCAGCCAGUGCAACAGUGCCAAUCAUCAUGUGAUCAAUCGUGCCAGCCACAAUGUGCCACGCCAUCUGGCUCCGCUUACAACCAAGUCAACUACCAGCCACAGGCCCAGAACAACUACCAAACCAACAACAACUACCAACAGCCAGGAGCCAUUCCAUCAUACCAAGGAGCUUCCCAGACUGCUGCACCAACCUACCAGCCAUACAGAGACACCAAUGUUCAGGUCGGAGGAACCAUCUCCCAGUGCAACACUUGCCAAACCCAGUGCAACCAGGAAUGCCAAGUCCAGCAGACCCCAGUGAACCAGUGCGCUCCACAAUGCGACGCUCAAUGCCAGCCAGCCUGCUCCCCAGCUGCUCCAGCAGCUCCAGUUCAAACGCAACAACAAAUUCAGCUUACCAUCAAUGUUCCAGUUGCUCGUCAGUCCCCACAGUGUCAGCCACAAUGUGAGCAAAGCUGCAACACCCAAUGCAUUCAGCAACAGCAACCAAUCUCGCAGUGUCAGCCAGCUUGUCAGCAGAGUUGUUCGGCUUCCUGCAGAAAGUAAAUUAACUUUAAUUAUUAAUUUUUGGGAAAAAAUAACUUUGUGAUGGUUUUUUGUGUAUAUUUUGAUAAAUAAAUUGUUUUCUA
Molecule: messenger RNA, 1295 nt
Organism: Caenorhabditis elegans
Lineage: Eukaryota; Metazoa; Nematoda; Chromadorea; Rhabditida; Rhabditidae
Gene: abu-11
Product: Activated in Blocked Unfolded protein response
Exons: 4
Coding region: 25-1212 (395 amino acids)
Source: RefSeq, marked reviewed